AUGGCCUCCGGCGCAGGCCGCAAAAAGUCCAUCGUAUCCACCACAGGGCUCCAAAUCGACACCAACGCCAACACCCUCCUCAACAAAUCUGCCUCACAGUCCACCUCCCUCUACCAGCAAUGCUCCGCCCUCAGAACUAGACUCCUCAGAAUUCGCGGCUUCGCCCAAUACUUCAACAACACCUCCUCAGACUCACGGCAGUCCACAGACCCAGUAACCCAGCUCUGGGACCUCUUCUCCACUGGCACUCCGCUAUGCUAUAUCUUCGAUCAGCUUCCUGAGGAGGCUGGCUUCAAGAAGCUCAACAACUCCACCUUUGACCAGGAAAAGUUUGAAGCAAACCCUGAUAGGGCCAAGAAACAUGCUAUUGCCCUCUUCGCCAUGCAGAUUCGAGCAGACAAGGUCAUGCAGGAGAUUCCGGGGUGCGAGUUGUUCACCGUUACGGACCUUUGGGACCGGAACUCGACAGACGGUUUGGUCAAGGUAAUCAACACCGUCACCGCUAUUGUAGACCACCUUCCCCCGGAUGCCUUUGAGGAAUCCCCGCCGUCCCCACACUCCCUGCAGGAGAAUGGUUCCACAGAGUCUCUCAACGACACACUGGUGUCGUCAGUCAUCAACACCCCCAAGGGCUCCGCGCAGACAAACAUCAUUCGAGAGAUGGUAGAAACGGAGCGUAAAUACGUGCAGGACCUAGAGAUUAUGCAGAAAUACUCCAACGCUCUUUCGCAAGCCAAUCUCAUGGACCAGGAUACUAUCCACCUCCUGUUCCCAAAUCUGAACAAGCUUCUAAAUUUCCAGCGCAAGUUCCUCAUCCGGCUGGAGAGCACAGCGGAGAUGCCAUGGCAAGAACAACGAUGGGGUCAGCAUUUCCUAGAAAGCGAAAACGAAUUCAUUGUUUAUGAGCCGUACUGUGCCAACUACACGAAUGCUACAGAGCUUAUGCUCGCUAAUGAGCAAAACCUAGUGCCUCUGAACCAUUUGAUCAAUGUCAAAGGCGAGCUGCCCGGUUUGCUUAUCAAACCGAUCCAGCGCAUUUGCAAGUAUCCCCUCCUCCUUGACUCUCUUAUCAAAGCCUGUUCGCCGUCGACUUACGAUCAUUAUGACGAGUUGAAGCGUGGCUCAGAAGCGGCUAAGCGCAUAACGGACAAGAUCAAUGAGGCACAAAGGCGCGCCGAAAACGAGCAAACUGUCAAAAGUCUGCAAUCUAGAAUCGACGACUGGAAGGGCCAUCACCUAGAAAACUUUGGCGAACUUCUCCUCGACGAUGUGUUUGUGGUGACCAAAUCCGACAUUGAUCGGGAAUAUCACGUAUUCUUGUUCGAACGCAUAAUUCUCUGCUGCAAGGAGGCAAGCCCCAAUCAGCCAACCAAAGGCGGAAAGGGUAUCAACAAAAACGGUUCAAUUCUCAAGAAGCCUGUACCACUCGCGCUACCAGGCGGCAAUGGGACACCGCAGAAAAAUACACCUCUUCUGUUGAAAGGGCGUAUCUUCCUCGGUAACGUUACUCAAGCUAUCCCUGUUCCAGCACGAGCGUCUCCGACAAUCGGUGUUGCCACUCAAUAUCCACUUGCCGUGUGGUGGAAGGGCGAUGAUGAUCUAGAAUAUUUCACUUUGCGAUGCCGCCAUGAAGAUCAAAUGCGGCAAUGGGAAGCGACGAUUAAUCGUCUCAUCAAGGAGGCCGCGCAGAGACGCGCGUCCGAACGUGCUGGCUCAGGUAUGUCGCGUAUCGUCACCGCCAACAGCACGAAUCCUGCCCAUGCGAGAAUGGUCAACUCCCACUAUUCAUCGACUUCAACCGCACCCGUAUCCGUCUAUUCACAGUCACAACCACAAUCUUCCCAACCUUCUAUUCGAUCUCGCCCCAGUUACACUAGCUAUGACUAUGACGACCAGACUGCCUUUUCAAGCAACACUAAUUCGACAUAUGGCGGUGGGCCGAAAGGGUACCCGCCACAUGAUGGUUUCGAUUUCGAGCCAGAUGAAGAUGAACUCGAGGAUUAUCCUCCCGCUUCGAUAGCUUCAUCUGGACGUGGAACACCGGUUGGUUCGCGCAGGACACCAAAUGCGUUUAGCAUGCCUCCAGAGCGCGAGUCAACUGCGGGAUACGACAGAACGGUGCGAGCACAGACUGAAGGCACAGACGGCCCGAAUAUGGCUCAAUGGAGAGCAAAUGGUCUGCCUCCCCUCCCCUCAGCCUCGGUUGUUUCUCCGAAUGGGCAUAUACGCCCAAUCACACCUCGUGUACCCUCAAGUUCUAAUAUGAGCGCCAACAGCUACGCCUCCGAUGCUAGCUUUGGAACGGGUGUUCCCCGAUCAUCCACUGGACGGCCGCCGCUGCGAAGUCAGUUUAGCUCGUCGCGUCUGAAGAGCGGGUAUGAGAGUCCGAAUAGCGUGAAUGGAAUGCCUACUAGGGGACGGGCGGUGACGCCAACGCUGAAUGUGAACAACGUGAACAACGUUGCUCCUGCUCCCGCUGCGCCACCGAUGACCCGGUCGCGGAGUGCGAGCCAACCAAGCGCGUACAACCCGCCACCGAAAUCGAUGCCGCCGCCGCCACUCCCCGCUGGCGCUGCGAAGCCAAUGUCGCAUUGGAGCCAGAGUCAGGAACACCAGCGGCCGCUGAACGGGUUGCCGACAAAUGUAAAUGUACCCAAGGGCAAGCGCGGGAGCGGGUCGAGCCAUUCUACGGGCGAAAGCUCCGAUUAUUCGCCGAACAGCUCGUCCCCGAUCACACCGUUUGGAUCGAGCGAGUCGUCGUUGACGGGCGAUGGGGGCAUGCCACGGUCGCACGGGUUUGAUCACCAGUCGCAGGCCUAUGAUCAGUCGCCGCCUGUGAAGGUUAAGGUGCAUUUCCAUGAAGAUAUAUUCGUGAUUCAGGUGCCGAGGGUGACAGAGUAUGAAGAGCUGGUAGAAAAAGUCGGGCGCAAGAUCCGCUUGUGCGGGCCCCGUCGUGAAGAUGGUCCAUUGCGGGUGAAGUACAGGGAUGAAGAUGGGGACAUGGUUUCUCUGGGCUCGACGGAAGAUGUCCAAAUGGCGUUCGAACAGUAUCGACCAGGAGGACAGGUCGUUACGCUCUUUGUCACAUGA
Psilocybe cubensis is the source of this 3090-nucleotide messenger RNA. RefSeq lists its product as uncharacterized. Lineage: Eukaryota; Fungi; Basidiomycota; Agaricomycetes; Agaricales; Agrocybaceae. The record is from RefSeq and is a predicted model, not a curated record. The coding region runs from base 1 to 3090 and encodes 1029 amino acids. Gene Ontology annotation, biological process: establishment of cell polarity; septin ring organization. The transcript has 7 exons. Gene Ontology annotation, cellular component: division septum; cytoplasm; mating projection tip. Gene Ontology annotation, molecular function: protein binding; guanyl-nucleotide exchange factor activity.